AUGUCGAUCAAAGUAGUCGGCCUACUUUUUAUAUUAAUCGCUCCAUCCUUGGGCAAACUCGUGCGUAUAGAUCUUCAGGAUUUGGGCUUACAAAUCGCAAGAAGCGCUCUUAGCUCUCAACCUAAACAAUACAGCAGCAGUCAUAAGAACGAGACACUCUCGGAUUACAAUGAUUAUCUGAACGAGUACUACAGCAAUCAAUGGCAGCAGUUCUAUCUGGCACAAACGGCCUACAAUCCAUACUAUGGACUUUACGCCGUUUAUAGUCCCUACGAAAGCUACGGACCAUAUGCCGUAUAUGAUCCCUAUAAACACCGUGGACACCAUGGUCACCGUGGUCACCGCCGACGCCAACGCAAACGCCCACAAACACAGCAGCUCCAAACACAGCCACAUUCGCUUCUACAAUCCCUACUACGACGUCUAGGGCAAUUUUUACCUAUUAAAGUGAGAUAUGUUCCUCGAAAGAAAUCCAAACCACAGCGCCGGCGACGCAGGCCACAAGUUCGACAUCUCCAACCAUACCCAGUACAAUUACAACAGGCAAUUCAGUUUGCGGCUAACAAAUAA
This is a messenger RNA of Drosophila teissieri, 570 nucleotides long. RefSeq lists its product as uncharacterized. The record is from RefSeq and is a predicted model, not a curated record. The transcript has a single exon. NCBI's taxonomy places the organism in Eukaryota, Metazoa, Arthropoda, Insecta, Diptera, Drosophilidae. Bases 1 to 570 code for a protein of 189 amino acids.